CAAUGCCUUGACUCAUUGACUGUCGAUGAUAUCGUCAAAGUAAACUCUGCUCUCGUUAAGUUUGUUUAACUUGUAAAUUGGCAUCGCCGCUUCCCGGUUCUCACGAAUAUUCGUCUGCAGUGCAAAAUCAAAAUGUCUCCAACUCUCCAUUCUCUCGUUGAAAUCCGUUGAAAUAGGAUACAGUUAGACCACAGAUGGUGAGGUUGCCAACUCAGUUCACAGUGUUUUAUUAAAGUGAUACCUCCUUUCAAUUGUCUGAUUGAGACAAAUUGUAGAGAGAUUGUUGAGAGUUUCACGUCGUCAUAAUCAGAAAAUUCUGGCACUUGUCAAGAUGACUGCUGACUACAAAUAUUUCAUCACCUGAGGAGCCAAUUCCACCGAGGUUGAAAAGGAGAUACCAAACGAAAUUCAUCAAAGUGAAGGCAGCACCGGCAGCAGUUAGACACGUCGUCGUCGUCGUCAUCCAGUCUCUGUCCAGCCAAGAACUGUUGACCGCCCAACUCAACCUUCUUGGAGUGCCCAUCAACCCCAUGGAGUUAGUAGUUACCCCUGCCAUGUUCGAGGAUUCGGUGUUAUUCUUGAGCAAGAUCUUGAAGAGGAGCUGGGAGGAUCCUUGAACGCUGAGGCCAGCCAGACGGCCUGGAAGAACGGAAUCGCCGCCAUGGUUGCUGGAGUCUCCAAGACCCUCAAGAACCCCGAAGAUUUGGCUCAUCCCCAGACUAAAUUGUCCCGCCACCAGAUCCGCGAUGUCCAAAGGAGCUGUGAAAGUAGCGGCCGCAAUGCCUUGGUCCAUCUUGAUCAAGUUCUUCAAGGAGACUCCCCGCGUCCAGAAACAUUUCACCAAGUUCGCCAAUGUUGCAGUCGACUCUCGAGUGGCAAUUCCAAUUACAACCAACAAGUGGCUCUCGUCGCCGACCGCCUGAUGGACACCAUCAUUUCCGCUAUGGAUGACAAAUUGCAGCUUUUGGGCAACAUCAACUACCUGAAAUACACUCACGCUAAGCGCUCCAUUCCUCACGCAGCACUUGGGAGGACUUUGCUCGCCUGCUCGGAAAAGUUCUUUCUUCCAAUUGGUUUCGUCUGCAGUGCAAACCAAAAGUUCGACGCGUUUUACUGUGAGGCUACCAACUCAGUUCACAUGUUUAAGUGCAAACCAUUCAACUGUUUGAUUAUGCUAGUGGGAUGGAGAUUGUAGAGAUUGACGUCAACGUAAUCAGUGAAAUCAUCACCAUUGAACCCUGAAAAAAUCGUGAAUGGACGACCCUGGAGAUUCAUCACCUGACAUUCAAGACCAACCAAAACGCCAUCAAAUUGUAGGAAUUCUUCCUCCAAGGAAAAGGCAGCGCCAGUCGAACUCGGCGUCCAGCAGAUGAAAACCAACAACAAAACAACUUG
Molecule: messenger RNA, 1395 nt
Organism: Daphnia pulicaria
Lineage: Eukaryota; Metazoa; Arthropoda; Branchiopoda; Diplostraca; Daphniidae
Exons: 8
Coding region: 662-1195 (177 amino acids)
Molecular function (GO): oxygen binding; heme binding
Source: RefSeq, a predicted model, not a curated record